Messenger RNA from Coccinella septempunctata (seven-spotted ladybird), 1694 nucleotides. Its product is annotated as zinc finger Y-chromosomal protein-like. Lineage: Eukaryota; Metazoa; Arthropoda; Insecta; Coleoptera; Coccinellidae. Gene Ontology annotation, cellular component: nucleus. Gene Ontology annotation, molecular function: DNA-binding transcription factor activity, RNA polymerase II-specific; RNA polymerase II transcription regulatory region sequence-specific DNA binding. The record is from RefSeq and is a predicted model, not a curated record. The transcript is spliced from 2 exons. Gene Ontology annotation, biological process: regulation of transcription by RNA polymerase II. The coding region runs from base 62 to 1459 and encodes 465 amino acids.
AAAAACCUGUGGCGGAAGGGCAUUUUUCUGCAUUCUGGAAUGAAAAAAUAAUUAAUUAAAAAUGGAUAUUGUUGAAGGUUGUAUUAAUAUUGAGGAAGAGGUACAAAGUACCUGUUAUGGAGUGAAGUUAGAAGCAAAAUCAGAAAUCUUGGACAUUUUCGAACAGUUUAUAGAUGAGGAAGAAGUUCAUGAUAGAGAGAAAUAUUUAGUUAAAAAUGAAAAUAGUAACCCAAAUUCUGUAGUUAUAGAAGGCGAUGCAAAUCAUUCACCUGCCUCUUUUACCAAAGAAAUUCAUCGAGUAUUAUAUCCGGCGGAUAAUAAAUCUCUUCCUUUGAAUAUCAAGAAUCACAUGUGUCCUUUGUGUGAUUUUGAAACCAAUGAUGAAAAAGACUUUGCGUUACAUAUUCAAUCGGUUCAUUCGAAUUAUAAGUGUGACUUAUGUGAGUAUGUUACAAGUAGAAAACAUCAUCUUGAACAGCAUGUCGACUUGGCCCAUUUAAAUAUCAAUAAAAACAACUGUAACUUAUGUGAAUAUUCUUCAAUUAAAAAAAGUGAUCUGGAUAUGCAUAUAAAAUCUGUUCAUUUGAAAAUCAAGGAAUAUAAGUGUCAUCUAUGUGAGUAUAUUGCGAGUAGAAGAGUUUACUUACAGAAUCAUAUCGAGGGUGUCCAUUUGGAUAUCAAGAAACACAAAUGUCACUUUUGUGAAUACGCUUCGAGUGACAAAAGUAACCUUGAAAUGCACAUAAAAUCGGUCCAUUUAAAAAUUAAGGAACACAAGUGUAAACUAUGCGAUUAUUCUGCAAGUAGAAAAAAUGUACUUCGAGAGCAUGUUGACUCUGUUCAUCUGAAUAUCAAAAACCACAAAUGUCACUUAUGUGAAUAUUCUGCCAGAGAGAAACGUAUCGUCCAACGACACGUGAAAUCUGUUCAUUUGAAAAUUAAGGAUCACAGGUGUCAUCUAUGUGAGUAUUCUACAAGUAGAAGAAAUGCACUUCAAAAACAUGUCGACUCUGUUCAUCUGAAUAUCAAAAACCACAAAUGUCACUUGUGCGAAUAUACUGCCAGUGAGAAACGUAGCAUUCAACUACAUGUAAAGUCUGUUCAUUUGAAGAUCAAGGAUCACAAGUGUCGGCUAUGUGAAUAUAGUGCCAGUGAGAAAAGUUUCAUCCAAAGACAUGAAAAAUUUGUUCAUUCUAAAAUUAAAGAACACAGCUGUCACUUAUGCGAAUAUGCUGCGUGUAGCAAACAAGCCCUUGAAAAACACAUAAAAUCCGUUCAUUUGAAAAUUAAGGAUCACAAGUGUCAUCUAUGCGAAUAUGUUGCCAGUGAGAAAUGUCUCAUUCAACGACAUAUGAAAUCCGUUCAUUUGAAAGUUAAGAAACACAGCUGUCACUUAUGCGAGUAUGCUGCGUGUAGCAAACGAGCCCUAGAAAAACACAUAAAAUCCAUUCAUUUGUAAAUUUAGGAACACAAGUGUGUUUGAAAAGUAUCUUCAAAAUCAUGUAAUAUCUGUUUUUUAAAUAGUAAUGGCGAGUUUAUACAGAGCUACUAAGAACUACUACCUAAGAAAGCGACCAAUCUAAUGCCAUUUGUCCCUUCUUAGGUUCUUAGUAACUCUGCAUAAACGCACCAUCAGUAACAAUUAUUAUUUAUGUAACUAUUCUACAAAUAAAUCAGGUUAAUUAUGGAAGCAA